CCUUUCCCAGACAGCACGCUCCGCCCGUCCCGAGGGUGCGCACCCGGCUGCACUCCCCUCCCGGGACCCAGGGCCCGGGAGCAGCCCCCAUGACCCGUACGCACGUCUGCAGCAGCCCCGCUCAUGCCCCGGCGAGCCUCAACCCAGGCGUCCUGCCCCUGCUCUGACCCCGGGUGGCCCCUACCCUUGGCGACCCCUCACGCACACAGCCUCUCCCCCACCCCCACCCGCGCACGCACACAUGCAGAUAACAGCCCCGACCCCCGGCCAGAGCCGCAGAGUCCCUGGGCCACCCCGGCCGCUCGCUGCGCUGCGCCGCGCCGCACCGCGCUGUCCUCCCGGAGCAGGACCGGGGCCACCGCGCCCGCUCUGCUCCGACCCCGCGCCCCCUGGACAGCCGCCCUCUCCUCCAGGCCCGUGGGGCUGGCCCUGCCCUGCCGAGCUUCCCAGGAUGAGGGCUCCCGGUGUGGUCACCCGGCGCGCCCCAGGUCGCUGAGGGACCCCGGCCAGGCGCGGAGAUGGGGGUGCACGAAUGUCCUGCCUGGCUGUGGCUUCUUCUGUCCCUGCUGUCUCUCCCUCUGGGCCUCCCAGUCCUGGGCGCCCCACCACGCCUUAUCUGUGACAGCCGAGUCCUGGAGAGGUACCUCUUGGAGGCAAAGGAGGCCGAGAAUGUCACGACAGGCUGUGCCGAACACUGCAGCUUGAGUGAGAAUAUCACCGUCCCAGACACCAAAGUUAACUUCUAUGCCUGGAAGAGGAUGGAGGUUGGGCAGCAGGCCGUAGAAGUCUGGCAGGGCCUGGCCCUGCUCUCGGAAGCUGUCCUGCGGGGCCAGGCCCUGUUGGCCAACUCUUCCCAGCCAUGGGAGCCCCUGCAGCUACACGUGGAUAAAGCCGUCAGUGGCCUUCGCAGCCUCACCACUCUGCUUCGGGCGCUGGGAGCCCAGAAGGAAACCAUCUCCCCUCCAGAUGCGGCCUCGGCUGCUCCACUCCGAACAAUCACUGCUGACACUUUCUGCAAACUCUUCCGAGUCUACUCCAAUUUCCUCCGGGGAAAGCUGAAGCUGUACACAGGGGAGGCCUGCAGGAGAGGGGACAGAUGACCAGGUGUGUCCAGCUGGGCACAUCCACCACCUCCUUCACCAACAUUGCCUGUGCCACACCCUCCCCCACCACUCCUGAAGCCCGUCGAGGGGCUCUCAGCUCAGCGCCAGCCUGUCCCAUGGACACUCCAGUGCCAGCAAUGACAUCUCAGGGGCCAGAGGAACUGUCCAGAGCGCAACUCUGAGAUCUAAGGAUGUCACAGGGCCAACUUGAGGGCCCAGAGCAGGAAGCAUUCAGACAGCAGCUUUAAACUCAGGGGCAGAGCCAUGCUGGGAAGACGCCUGAGCUCACUCGGCACCCUGCAAAAUUUGAUGCCAGAACACGCUUUGGAGGCAAUUUACCUGUUUUUGCACCUACCAUCAGGGACAGGAUGACCUGGAGAACUUAGGUGGCAAGCUGUGAUUUCUCCAGGUCUCAUGGGCACUCCCUUGGUGGCAAAAGCCCCCUUGACACUGGGGUGGUGGGAACCGUGAAAACAAGAUGGGGGCUGGCCUCUGGCUCUCGUGGGGUCCAAGUUUUGUGUAUUCUUCAAUCUCAUUGGCAAGAGCUGAAACCACCAA
Nomascus leucogenys (northern white-cheeked gibbon) is the source of this 1661-nucleotide messenger RNA. It is a transcript of the gene EPO, whose product is annotated as erythropoietin. NCBI's taxonomy places the organism in Eukaryota, Metazoa, Chordata, Mammalia, Primates, Hylobatidae. The record is from RefSeq and is a predicted model, not a curated record. Gene Ontology annotation, molecular function: hormone activity; erythropoietin receptor binding; cytokine activity. Gene Ontology annotation, cellular component: extracellular region.